CGGUCAGCCUCCGUCAUAUGGAGCCGGUCUGCGCCCACACCGCGAUGGCUAUGGGGCUAACGUCGAAAAAACCCUCCUCUAGAAACGUCGCCGUGGAGCGCAAGAACCUCAUCACGGUGUGCAGGUUUUCAGUAAAGACCUUACUGGAGAAGUACACGGCUGAACCCAUUGAUGACUCAUCAGAGGAGUUUGUUAACUUUGCUGCUAUUUUGGAGCACAUUCUCAGUCAUCGCUUUAAAGGCCCUGGGGGCUGGUUCAGUUCAGAUGGACAGAGAAGUUUCUGGGACUAUGUGCGUCUGGCCUGCAGUAAAGUCCAUAACAACUGCAUCAGCAGCAUUGAGAACAUUGAAAACAUCAGCACCUCCCGAGCCAAGGGCCGGGCAUGGAUCCGCAUGGCUCUCAUGGAGAAGCGUCUAUCUGAAUACAUCGCCACAGCCUUAAGAGAUACUCGGACCACCAGGAGGUUUUAUGAUGAUGGUGCCAUUAUGCUUAGAGAGGAAGCUACAGUCCUGACAGGGAUGCUGAUUGGCCUCAGUGCCAUUGACUUCAGUUUCUGCUUGAAGGGAGAGGUAUUAGAUGGGAAGACACCAGCUGUGAUUGAUUACACACCCUACCUGAAAUUUACCCAGAGCUAUGACUACCUGAGUGAUGAAGAGGACCGGCGCAGUGUGGACAGCAGUGCGAGUGAGGACAGUGUAGCUGAGCAUCCUUACAUUCCCCUGGUCACUGACGAGGAGAGCUGGAGCACCAAGUGCCGCAAGAUGGAGCAGAGGUUCAAGAUUGUCUAUGCUCAGAAGGGCUAUCUGGAGGAGUUGGUUCGGUUGCGAGAGUCACAGCUGAAGAAUGUGGAGACGGAGAAUAAGAGACUAAAUGCUAAACUGGAGGAUCUGCAGGUCCAAAGCCAACAGGAGAAGAAAGAGCUGGAGGCCAUCAUACUAGAACUACAGGCACAACUGACUGGUGUGAUUCCGUGUGAAUCAGCCCAUUUGCCAAAAAAACAGUGUGUCUGUUUAAUCAACCACUGGCCAUCAAUGCGGGCUGCCAACAACCAAGGGGACGUAAAGCUGUUUCGCCGGAGAAGUUUUCAUAGUUUGACCUUCUCCAGUGAGGUCAGUCUGAACUCAAAAGAUUCUGUUAAGACAGAAGAGAAGCAGAAUGGAGAGUCUGCCUGGUGCUCAGCAGCUAAAGACACUACUCCAUCUAUGCUGGGCCUGUGUGGGUCUUUGGCCUCUUCCCCCAGCUGCAAGUCCCUGGCUAGCCUCAAAUCCAGCGAGUAUUUGGUCAACAUCAGCACGGAGCCCAGCCCUGCACUGUCCCCCAGCUAGGGGGGGUCAGAGUUCAGCCUAACUAGUGGAAAGAAACAUGACUCCUCCCCCUUUCUGACUAGAAAUGCGUCACUCCUCCUUCUCCAACUCAUUCAAAUUUAUUUCUCGCUCAUCAUUAGGAAAGAGCCUAUCUGCUCUGGUCAGGGACGCCUUGCUCAGCCUGUGCUGAGAAAGUGUUGGAUUUUAGCGUGAACGGUGAUGUAACCCCCCUCCAUCCCUAGUGAAUUUGUAGUAAUUUCCAUAUAAGCUCUCUUACAUUCUCCACCAUGCAGAAUGAUCAUAUGAUGAGAGAGAAUAGGCGAGAAUGAAUUUAUGAAUUUGUGCUUGUUUGUCUGCAUGAGAACUGACCUCCAUUCAGAAUGACUGUAAAUGUCUUCACUGACCUGAUGUGCUUGUGCCACCAACAGUUAUGCCUGGCGUUGUGUGUGUGAGUGUGGGCAGCAGCAAAUGUAAACUUAGACCUUCUAUAGCUCUGUUAUGUUUGUACAGCUUGAUUGGCUUGAAGAGUUGUGCUGCUUUGUUUAUACAUAUUAUAUAUUUUGUUAUGUAGUGGCAGUGCUUUUGUCUUUUUUGGCAAUAAAAUGGUCUUUCUUUUGGUUAUCUCA
Molecule: messenger RNA, 1930 nt
Organism: Colossoma macropomum (tambaqui)
Lineage: Eukaryota; Metazoa; Chordata; Actinopteri; Characiformes; Serrasalmidae
Gene: rundc3aa
Product: RUN domain containing 3Aa
Exons: 11
Coding region: 18-1325 (435 amino acids)
Cellular component (GO): cytosol
Source: RefSeq, a predicted model, not a curated record